Molecule: messenger RNA, 25222 nt
Organism: Pan troglodytes (chimpanzee)
Lineage: Eukaryota; Metazoa; Chordata; Mammalia; Primates; Hominidae
Exons: 4
Coding region: 333-725 (130 amino acids)
Source: RefSeq, a predicted model, not a curated record
AUGCGAGGCUGAGGCCGGUUGCCUACCGGCCGCUUCUCGCCGAGGCAGUCCAGACUUUUCCCCCGGCGGUGCCCGCUCCAAGACAGCAUCUGUCAACGCUCCUCUUCUCCCCUCCUCCUCCUGCCGGGCCGGGCUCCGCCGGCUGCGGCCGAGAGGACGCGGGACCCGGCACGGUGAGCCCAUCAGCUGUCAGGCGAGCGGCGAAGCGGCUGGAGGGCGGCGAGAGACACACAAAGAACGCGGUGGGCGGCGGCGGCGAAAGGGGACGGCAACUCCUCCCCGCGCCCGCCGGUGCCACCGCCGGCCGUGCUUGUUCCGAGGCCGCGCAGACAAUGCGGCCGGGCUCGUCCCCGCGAGCCCCAGAGUGUGGAGCGCCCGCGCUCCCCCGACCCCAACUUGACCGUCUCCCGGCUCGCCCAGCCCCCUCCCGGGGUAGGGGCGCCCCCUCCCUCCGGUGGCCGGCGAAGGAAGUCGGUCCACGGCCGCAGAUCCCGGCAACUUGCGAGCCGGGAAAAGUUUGCGGCGCCUCCGCGGGGCGGCGCGACGCGGCCCGCCCCUCGCGUCCGCGGUCAUCGCGGGUGACUUUCUCGACUCGUCGUCAGCCGGGGCCGCUGCGCGGCCGGCGGGGACUGCGGGGCGGGCCGGAGUCCGUCCGAGGGCUCCCGCACCUCGGGCUGCGGAUUUCAGGUACUCCACUGGGCAUUUUCUCUUCAUGGAGCUUAUAGCAACAAAAGUGUUUUACAAAAGAACAUUAAAAUCUCCCCAGAUGCUCACUGCUCUGAUCAUUUCCCCUACAGCAUCAGACAUGUUGGCAUCAUCUCUUAGUUGGGCCCUGUGGCCAGGGAACCUUUCAUGAAACCACCUCUGCAGUCCUGGAGAGUUGCUGUAGAAGAAGGAAAAGAGAAGAAGACAACACAACACAGGAGGGGAUAAGUACCUCUGGACACAAUGGAAGUAGUAGUUGUUGAGCAGAGGGAAAGGGAUAGGAGAAGGAUGUGGACUGCAGUGCGGCAGUGCCAGGUAAUAACUUUGAUCAUGUACCUCCUUGGCUCAGGUGCUGUCUCUUCUACUCUCCUCCUUACUCGUACUACCUUAUUUAGCACUUAAUUAUAUACUUUCUUGACUCACUUUGAGACACACUGAUUAUGUGGUCUGCCUCAAAGACAGAAUCCUAGUUUUGGAUUUUAGCAUUACUGAUCUAUAGCCUUGCAGGGGCUUAAGGAUGGCAGCUGUCUCUCUCCCUUGGGAUCUAGCUUUUGCAAAUAUUGAAGGGAAGAGAUUUCUUUGAUCUUAUAGGAAUAGAUCCACAGUUCAUCUACAGAUUUGCUUUUAUAGAGAAGUGUGUGUCACCAAAACAAUGGAGAUACGGUCAGAGAGGCCCCUACCCCCAGAAUUUUAAUAUAAUUUUACUUUCUGGGGCAUUUAUUCUUGACAAAUACUUUCUCUCCUAUCAGCUCACUUGUUCGUCACAAAAACCCUAUAAGAUAUUAAUAUUAUUAAACAGACCCCUAUGAAGCACCUCAAGUCUUUCUCUCUUCCCACUUCCAUUCUUGCACACCUUUUGCUAGACUAGUCUCUGCGUUCAUCACAUCAGGUUUCUAAAAUAAAAGUCCCCUAAUAACUUUCUAUUUGUUCUCUCAUCAAAUUGAACCUUUUUUGCCUGGCUUAUAAGGUGGCCUUAAAACCCCAUUUUCCUCUAAACAUUGUCUCUGUAGUUCAGGAAUAUGGCAGGCUCAACACUAUGCUUGAGCCCAUAUUGCUUCCCUCAUUAGUGAUGCCUCCUCUCAAACCACCCAGAUUCUACUCAUUCUUCAAUUUCCAGCUUCUCCUUGGAGCCUUCCCAGAUCAUUAGCUUCUUAAAAAUCCCAGCUUUCUCUGAAUUCUGAUGGUAGCCCCCGUUAUUUGGACAAUUAUGUCCUGGUCUUAAAGUCCUAAUGGAAAAAAAAAGUACAUGAUGGACUUCAUGUAGAGAAGAAAGCACUGGACUGAGUUUUAAGACAGCUGCUAAGGAGCUGUGUGAGCCAAACCAGGUUACUUUACCUCUCUGGAUCUAUAUUUGCUGAUCUGUUAAGUGGAGAGGAUUGGGUCAGAUAAUCUUGGUGGUCUUUGCUUAUUCUGAGGUUCUUGGACAACUUGGCCUAAUUCACGUGGGAUGGGAUUGAAGAUCUUACUGAGUUAUUGGAUGGAAAUGUCAGUAAUGGGCACUUAGUGCCUUCAGGACUUGUUCUAUACUAUCCCAGAAAUUUCUGAUGCUAAACUUGGCAAUUUUUAAAUGUCAUAUUCCUUUUCUCCAAACUCUUUAACCACAAGAAUUCAGGGAAGGUUAAUGGGGGGUGACUCAGUUAUCUGGAUAAUACGUAUUGUGGACGAUAUAGCAUUAUCCUUGGGAAUGAUUUCAUAUUGUUGAAUAAAUAGGAUCAACUUCUUGAUAAACCUUAGUCCUAAGCAUUUCAUCUUCAUUGGAUAGUGUUACAUAGUAAUAUAUUUAUGUUUUCUUUUAAUCAUUUCAUAACUUGGAAAAUACUAACGUAGUCAAAACUCUAGGGUAGGUGAUACAUGGGUUUCUGUAGUAAUCUGGUUGGAGACAUGUUGUUAAUUCUGUAUAUAUAUGUACAUUUAUCCCAUGCAUGUUAUGCCUAAACUAAGACGGAUACCCCUGAAUUAAGAGGUGCUGUUAUACAUUGACCAGGCUUAAGAAUAUCUCUUUAAAGUGUGUCGACAUUUAAUUGACCUUUGAAAGUUCAUUCUGUUAAUCAUACUCAAAGUGCUAAAGCUAUGGUUGACUGCUCUGGUGUUUUUAUAUUCAUUCGUGCUUUAGCAUAUAAAUUCUUCAGCAUAAUUGCUACUUAUUUAGCAAGAGUUUCCUUUAUUUGAAAAUGUGAGUUGUGCUUGUAUUUUUGUGUCUUUCUUUCUUUCUUUUUUUAAACUUUGCUUCAGGCUGGGUAGUGGUAGAGGUUUGAAUUAAAAUGUUUUCCUGUCAGUAGUUGUAUGAGGUGUGGCUUCUUAAUCUAGAAGUAAUGGAAAUUUCUUGCUUAAAUGAAGUGCACUUUUCUUCCUGCAGAAGUUAGAACUCUUUUAGACAAGCUUAACACUUCAAAACUGUAUAUCUUUAACAGAAACUUUUGGAAAUUUUUAAAUUCCAUUUGUGUAGAUUAAAAAUAUCAGUGCUAAUACUUCGUAUUAAAUAAGGAUUUAUCUAUUUUCAUAAAACCUCUAAUUAUAUUCCUUGAAUUGCUAUGAGUAGAAUUUUGUUGUAAACACAAUAUUUUUAAAAAGUCAAAUAUAUUUUAAAAAUCUUAACAUUAUAUUACUAUAACUUAGAGAACAGGUGUUUACAUGUUUAAAAUUUUCUAGGCCUUAAAUUUGUGAAAUCAGUCUUUCAGAAGUUAUUUUUAAUAUAGUUAGCUGUGUUACAGGUUUAUAAGUUGGCAUUUCAAUUUAAAAUUUUUUCAGUUUAUAUUUCAAUGACCAGGAAAAAAUAGUUAAACUUAUUCCUAAAUUCUAAUAGAAAAAUAAAAAACCACAUAGUUGUUAAUUUCUGGUAAUUUAUCUUGAGACUCCAGGCAUGUUUUUAGAACAUUUUUACCUUAAAAGCAAUUUUAAAAUAGGGAAAUUAAAGUUUAAAGCAGAGUUUUCACUUUAAUGAGGUAAUUUUAUACUUCCCAGAUAGGUAGGCCCAUAUUCAAGAUCACUCUGAUCUCUGUUUAUAGUAAGUUUUGAUGCCAUUAUAUCAUUUACUUAUUCACGCAUUAUAAGCAUAGUAGAUAGCCCCAUUGUCACGAAGCUGGCAUUAUUUUCUUGUCUGUCAUUCAAUAUUGUCCCCUUUUUUUUUCUGUUUUCAUCAUAGCCGUCCUUUUCAUUUUAUUGUAGCCCUGACUCGAAAUGAAAGUAAGUUUGAACUCUUAAAAAAGAGUUCCUCAAACUCUUUUUUAAGAAUAUACAGUGAAAUGUCUUAAAUAAUAUUAUCUAAAUAAUACCUAAAGAAUGCAAAUGACUUGCAAUGCCGAAUAGUCAGACACAGGAUGUUCCAUGCUAAGGGUAGACUCAUAUUUCCACUUUAUAAAAUGUGGUUUCAGAAAAUAAAUAGAUGUGUUUCUUCCUUAAUAAUUAGUGUUUCAGGACCAAAGUUGACUAAAUAUGGAAGUUUAAGAUAAAGCUCGGUUUCUUAGGGAAUCUUUCUCAGUCCUUAGUAAUUCUGUAGAAUUGAUGAUAGAGUGGCAACUUCAAUACACUCGUAUUCUUUUCUGUUUGAAGUCUGUUUUGCCAUUGGAAAAAACUUAUUGUCGUUUGAAUUUGGGUAUAUGUAUUCACAGAUGGUUUACUUUAUUUUUAUUUUAUUUAAACAAAUACUUUCAUGUCCCAAACACUGAGACAUGUUUCAUGUCCUAAACACUUUAUAAAUAUUAGAAUAUUUAAUCCCCUUAACUCUGUAAUUAUAAUUAUCUUCAUUUUACAAUUGAGAAAACUAAGAUACGACGUUUUAUUUAAUGGUAAGGCCUUAAGUAAGGGGAGAGUGAUAAGUGUAAGCAGAGUGGAAAACUUAGUAGUGCUAAGGAGCAACAGAAGUAUGUGCAAGAGUUUGGGAAGAUGUGUCUGCUUGGAAAGGAUCAGGGACUCAGCUGGGAUCAGUCUUAAAGAGCAACAUGUCCUCAUUCCUCAAUUUUAAGCCUUUGGGCUCUAGAAGUAAAGGGCAAACUUAGAAAGAGGAGGCACUCCUCAGGUUUCAGCUGCCUGUUCCGGCCUGGUGAGGUGGCUGUACUGGCUCAUGUGUUUCUCAUAGGGCUACAUGAGCCUUUAUGUCUUACCUCCUCCUCAUUUCUUGGCUGACUCCUGCUUUUUUGGAGGGUUUAACUUCUCUCUCAGCUAAAGGUUAGGCAUUGCAAAUACCAGUGGAUAAUCUUUUUCUUAGCUUUAACCCCAGCCCAUUUCAACCCCCUCUUUGCCCUUUGUAUAUUCUUUUGAAAAUAUGAUCCAGUAGUGUUUAUGAAUGUGUGUUGUGUAAAAUUUAGAGAUUGAUGUUAAACAACAGAAUUAAAGGACAAAGCUGUCUUUUGUUGGAAUUGGGGAUGGGAGAGCAGCUCAAAGUGGGAAAUAUGGAGAAAGGAGAGACAUUGUGGAAAAGAAGAGAUAUAUUGAGGGGAAAAAAAGAGGGUGAAAAAAUGAAGAGAGAGAAUUACUGAUGUGCUUCACACCCACACCUCCUCUCCAACUUCACAGUAACAGAGGCAAUGUCACUAUCUUUUACCUGACAAGUGCUUUACCAGGGAGUUGUGCCUGGCAUCGUGGGAGUGGAAAAUUUUUCCCUUUUGCAUUUUGAGACUUGGGUGUGCUGCUUUAAGAUGCCACUGGUAUCUAAGUAAUGUUUGUUUAUACUGGAUAUUUUUCUCUGUAGCCUUUGUGGAUUGGACUUAUAAUAUAAACAAUAUUGUUAGCAGAACUGCAGGUACCCUAUUGCUAUGUUUAUUUUAUUAGUUAAAAAACUACCAGAGCCCUAGGACUUCUGAGCACAUUUAGAAAAUACCAGAGGCAAUUUUAAGACUAGCAUUAGAAAGAAAGAAAAAAAUAAGAAUAAAACUAAGACUUGCAUACCUUAGAAUCCUAACCAAUGUGGUGAUUUUUAAAAAUUAAUGUUUCAGAGACUGUAAAUUAGGGUAGUUGGUUUCAUCAAUUACAUUUUUAAAGUUAAUAUAAAGUGCUUUUGUAUGUAAAUUCUCUUAAUAGAUAAUUUAGGUAAAAUGAAAGUGUGGCAUUUUUUGUUCCAUAGAAUGUAAAACUAACGUCAGAAUAAGAAUUCUUUUGGGAAUUUAGGAUUUUUUUGAUGCUUCUCAAAUCAUCUGUAAUGACUUUUAUUUAUAGAAAAGGUAGAUUAUUCAUUAGUUUUUAUGAAAAACACUCAGUUUAAAUAGCCGGGUAUGGUGGCGCAUGGCUGUAGUCCCAGCUACUCAGGAGGCUGGGCACGAGAAUUGCUUGAACCUGUGAGGCAGAGGUUGCAGUGAGCCAAGAUCGUACCACUGCACUCCAGCCUGGUCCAGAGUGAGAUUCCGUCUCGAACAAAACAAAACAAAAAUAUUGAGCUAAUCUAAAUGGUAAAAAUCUAGAUUUGAGGAAAUUUAUUUUAAAAUAGUUGUUCAUUUGUCAAAUAGAAAAGUAUGAUCUUAGCAGGUUUGGUUAGAUCCCUAUCUGAAACAAAGUAAACUAAAGAUGUUUUUCUUGAUCAAUGCAUAGCAAUAACUGCUGUUCAAACAUGUGAGGAAUCACCAGUAAAUUGGGGGAUAGAAAGCAGGAAAAGGAGCUUUUUUCUCUUAUUUUUUUUCAUUUAUCAGUUUUUCCCAUUUGUCCAUCCUUUCCUAUAAUCAUGGAAAUUUUUAUUUUUUACACUCCUCUCCCCAUUUUUUUUAUCCUAGAUUGCCACCACACCAAGGUUUUCUAGAGUUAGGCAGAAAGAGAACCUGGGCCUAGAUGCUAAUGGAAACUAUCCCAUGCUUUCUCAGACUCUCUUUCCUCCCCAGAGACAAGAGGAGCAAAACAGGAGUUGAUGGCUCAUUGCUGUUGCUUCUGUGGCUGCCCUGUUUGGUUGACCUGAGCUUUUUUUAAAAACCUCCACUCUUGACGCUUAACUCUACGAAUAAAAUUAGGGCCAGUCACACUGUAUUUUCAUCAUCAGUUAUCCCUAGUGAUUCAAAUUUAGCACAAACCUGCUGUGAGUACAUAUUAAUUAGGUGAAUACAGUAGAAUGCAAUCAUAACAUGAGUCUUUUAAUAACUAUUCUUUGUUUGAUUUUUAUUUUAGAAGUUUGAAGUUAUUUUGUUGAAAAUCUAGAAAAUCUUUAUGUGAGCAACUGAGGUUCGGGUAGCCCACAACAGUUUAAAUCAAACAUUAACUUGCAGUAAAACACUACUGAAAGUGUCUUUGAUUUUGAGGUGCAGAGAGCUGUUUCAAGUUAAGUUGCUAUAUUAGUCUGUUCUCAUGCUGCUAAUAAAGACAUACCUGCAACCGGGCAAUUUAUUAAAAAAAAAGAGGUUUAAUUGACUGACAGUUCCACAUGGCUGGGGAGGCCUCACUGUCAUGGUGAAAGAGCAAGGGAUGUCUUACAUGGUGGCAGGCAAGAAGUUUGUGCAGAGGAACUCCUGUUUAUAAAACCACCAGAUCUCAUGAGACUUAUUCACUACCAGGAGAACAGGAUGCGGGAAACCACCUCGGUGAUUCAGUUAUCUGCACCUGGCCCCACCCUUGACACAUGUUGAUUAUUAGAAUUCAAGGUGAGAUUUGGGUAGGUACACAGCCAAACCAUAUCAGCUGCCCAUUCUCCUGUGCAGUGACAUAAAGGUCUGAUAACCUGAUUUAAAGCUUGGACUCUAAGAUUUUGUUUUUUCUUUUUUUGAGUCAGGUUAUCUCUGUCGCUCAAGCUGGAGUUCAGUGGCAUGAACAGGGCUCAUUGCAGCCUCAACCUUCCAGGUUCAAGUGAUCCUCUUGUCUCAACCUCCUGAGUAUCUGGGGCUACAGGCAUGUGCCACCGUGCCAGGCUAAUAUUUUUAUUUUUAUUUUUGUAAAGAUGGGGUCUCACUUCUGGGCUCAAGCAAUCUUUCCUCAGCCUCCCAAAGUGCUGGGAUUAUAGGUGCGAGCCACUGCACCCUGCUGUAAAGAAUUUCAUAUCCCUGUUUUCGGUGUGCUGUGUCACUGUUUGCCAUGGGUAAAGGUAUAUGAAUCUCUUUUAUUUUGCUGCUUGCAACCCAAUUCCCAUGCCAAACCCAAUUUGUAUCCAAACAAACAAUAUUGGAGACAAGUUCUUCUAUAGAAAGCUUCAUAAGCCAGUUACUGACUACUGUGUCUGUAAAUAUACUCAAACUAUUUUGUAGUCUUGCUAUUUUAAAAAAUGUGUGGGUGUGGGAAGUGAUGUUGAAUGAAUUCAGGGUAAUUGGUGGUUCUUUGUAUUAGGAAAACUCACUAAGGGAAGUCUGUUUUCAUGAUUCAUGUAUGUUUAACUUAAAAAAAAAAUUCUUCCAUCCUUCUCUCCAGUUUCCACUCUACCUCAUAAAUUCAAGUAAUGAAGGAAUUUAAAUAAUAGAAUUUUAUAACUGAAAGGAUUUUGGAGAGAAUCUAUUAACCCUCCUACUACAGUUGAGGAAAUAGAUGUCCAGUGAGGUCAAAUGAGAUCAUGUAGCUAGUUUAAAAACCCAAAUAACAUUUUAGUAGUUUGUUUCCAUUAGUAAACACUGUUCUGUUUAAUUUGCCCUAACAUGUUCAUAAUCAGAGUCAUAAUAAGGAAAAAUCACUAAUAUGUGUGUGGUACUUUCUUGUGCAUACCUCAGUCACUUCUCAAAAGAGGUCUGUAAGGUGUCGGUAUCCUGGUUUCCAUUCAGGGAGAGAACAGUCUAUGAGCCUAAGAGACCUGUCUGUGCCAGUCACUAUCAAAACAGUCUAAUGCUAUGUGUCUUCCUACCUUGGCAAAAGCAUUGGCUGGUCUCUGGACAGUUCUCAUAGACCACAGGAUUGGGCAGGGGGGAGCCACAUCUUCAUGUUAGGGCUCUAACCUGUACCAGUUAUUAACUGUUGUCUCUAUUUCAUCAUUUCUUAAAGGGGAAAAAAAGCACUUUUUAAAGAGCGUGAGCUUUUAAAUUUUUCAAAAGAAGGAUGCUGGAUCAUUAUAAGUAAGGCAUGUUUUAAAGAUCUUCUUAUCAACAGCUUAAAAAUUAGCCAGUAUAUACUGAACAUCCACUGUAUAAAAAGCACAUUAUGGGGUGCUCCAGUAGGUACAGCAGUGAUCAAGACAGAAUCAUAGCCUUCAGGGAAGAGGUAUAUGCAAUGUUCUCUCCUUCCAAAGAUUACCUAGAUAGAGAACUGUUCAUAAGAAAUAUCUUGGUACUGUCCACAUUACUCGUGAGAUAUAAAAUAUAUAUUAUUUCUUACGUCUGAAAUGAGUCAGUUGUUUCUAAAACAAUUUGUAUUAAAGUAUUCACAUUAAAAAAUUUGUAAAAUACAGAAAAGUAGAGAGAAAAAAUCAUGAAUUUUUAACAUGGUAAUGAUUAUAUCAGUUUCGUUCUUGGCGUUUCUUUAACUUGAUGGGAUAGCUAAUGUUUUUUGUCAUUGCAUAGCUUUGUAAACUUGUCCUAAGGAUUAUAUAAUUUCAGCAUGAGUUAGUUUCUAAGUAUGUCAGAAAUCUAGCUUUUUUGUGGUAAUUGUUGUUUUACACAAAAUGAUUAAUAAAAGACUCUAAACUAACCUUGGCUUUAGAAAUGCUUUUUAAAUUUUAAAAUAGUGAAUGAGUAGCAGAUUACUUUCUAGUAUUUCUUUAAGGUCACCAAAAUCACUUAACUUGCUUAAAAUAUUGAUGGAAAUAUCAACUACGUACAGUUGACCUAAAUUAGAAAUGGGUGUUUUUUAAAUAGUGAAAUUUAUAAAUAUAAUAUGUAUAUUUUAAAAUACAGUUUAUAUUAUAGAGUUAUGUUCCUCUGUAAUAAUUUCUCUUUACACUGAAUCAUGUUCAGUUUUUAUUAUGCAGAUAAUUUAAUCUUACAGCUUUGAUCUUUUUAAAAAAAUAAAACAGCCAUUUGGAGUCUAAAUUCAGCCAUGUGAUUAUUAUAAUGAAAUUCAUCUUAAAUCUACCUAAUGUCCCUUUAGAAAUAAGACCUAUUUCAAUAGAAGGGCGUUUCUUGGUUAGGGUUGCUCUUCCCGAGAGGAGUCUCCUGGAGCAGGAGCCCCUGGGGAGGAGUGAACUGAGCCAGCAGGUGGUCUAAGGGAGGUGCCAGGGAACUGCUGACAGUGACUUGCCUGAAGGAAGGGAGGGAGCAGGAUGGGAGUGGGGUGGAAAGUCCCUUAUUAGCCUGGAGGCUGGGAUGCCCUGACCCUCUGGAAUCCCCCUCCCUUGUAAGAAUGCCAGCCAAAGUAGGAAGGAGGAGCUCCAGCCAGAUGGGGGUCCCAGUGCAGGAGGAAGAAAGUAGGGUGACCACAACCAAAAAAGCUGUCUGACAGGCUUUGAGAUCUCUUGUCUGAGGAACUCCGGCAUAGACAGUAAGUCAGUAUUCACUUAGAGGAGAGUUUGGCAAGUGAAUAUAUAUGAUGAAUGAAUGAGUAACUGAAUGAACUGCUUUAUCACCAAAGGAUCUGGAUAUUUGUUUCUACUCUCAAACAUUUUUUCAUUUGUUAACUUUUUAUGCCCAAUUUUAAAAGAAAAUGCAAUUUUCAUUGAACUAUGAUUGACUACUUCAUAUUUAUUGAAACCCACACCCUCCAGUACUCCACAAAUGAUUCAGAAAAGCUUACAAUAAAAAAAAUCAGAAUAGAAAAGUGAGUAACGGAUGUGAUUUCAAUUCUCCAAGCCUGUUGUCCUUAUCUGUGAUAGUAAUGAUUAUAGAUGCCUUAUCUUGCUGUGGCAGGGAUGAAAUGAGAUCAUGUGUAGGCAUUAUUUGUCAUACAACAAAUACAUAGUUGAGGUUGUAUUAAAAUUAAGGCUUUAAACUUGAGUACAUACACUUUUGCUUAAUUCUCAAUUUAUUUUUCAUUACCAUUUUAUCGGAGAAUGAUAUUUAAGCGAUACUCAUUUCUAGAGUAGAAGAGAUUUUAUUCCUUAUAACUGUAAACUCUAUACUAUCCAAGAUAAUACUCUUCUUCCUAGAAUUUGAAUUCAUUAACAAUCUUUCACAUUUUCACAAUCCAUGGGAAAUCACUCCCAGUAAAUGCUUACAGCAUUCGUCCACUUUCAUGAGGCAAGGAGUAGGUAGGCCUGUAUUUGUAUUAAUUACAAAGAAAUUCAAGGGAAGGUUCAUCAUUAUCAUCGUUAGCAAGAAAUAUAAUGAAUUAGAAGCCCUUGAAUUGGACUAAAAGAGUGUGGAGUAUGUGUAAAAGAAUGAAUCAGGGAAGGUAAAGAUUAAUUUUAAAGGGCAGAAUUUUGUUUGUACAUUUAGGUCACUUCAAUUUCAGAUCAGUUCUAUGUAUGCUUUCUAGAAAAGAUAUCAAAGACCACCUAGAUUUCUUGCCUUUAGGUGUGUUUUACCAAAGGAACAAGACAGAGGAUGAAUGCCAAAACUAUUAAUGCAGCUACCCUGGACACUAAGCCCCCAAAGAGAUGGAAGAUUGGAGGAUGUAGAGCCUGGGCACUGGGUCCAGUGCUGACAUGGAACGCGUUCAUUCUUAGAGUUUCACUGCAAACACUCCAAGGAUAGAGAGCGAGAAGGUUAUGUGGACAUGAGAGGAGAAGGGUGGAAGAGGAUUGAAUGGUUCAGGGUAGCUAAAAAAAAUUUUUACACUUUAUCUCGGGCUGCUCCUAAACCCUCCACCAGAAAGAAUUAAUCCUGCAAGCACUUAAAACAAAACUGAUGUGAGGAAGGUAAUAAAACCUGUCCAGGGUACAGACAUCCAGAUUUGCAGUUUAGGGUGGGAAGACUUUAGAGACCUUGUCUAACAGGGCUAAAGAGUAUCCUUAUGGUUUUAAAGUAGGUACAUUGUUUUUUGUAAGCAUUUCUAGGGUUAUAUAAGACAAAUCAGAGUCUGAUGUAUUGAACACAAUUGGAUCUUAUUCUGCCAUAUUUGUUUUUAAUUCACGAUUUUUAAAUGGAUUUACUGGUCAUAUUUCUCAGGUCAUGGCAAGAUUUUUUAGUCUUAAACUUAUUUAGCUCAGUCCUUCUAGAUCAAUGGUUCUCUGCCCUGAAGGUGUAGCAAAAUUGUUUGAUAGCUUUUGCAAAAUUUACAUAACCAGCAGCCUCCCCAUCAGCUGAAUAAGAAUUGCAAUGUGGAUGUGGCAGAGGCAAUCCAGGUAUGUGGGGUUAGAAGAAGCUGUCCUGGUCAUUCUGUUGCCACCCUCUCACUUGGAGAAUUGCUGAUCCAAUGAAUUCCUUAACAUAACUUUGAAAACACAGCCUUUUGCUCAGAACUUCAUGAAUAAACAUCAAACGUUCACUAAACAAAAUAAUUAAAGACCAUAAGAUCUUAGUUAUAAGAGUUCAUAAAUGGAAAAGCACUUUAUUGCCUUUAUGUAUGUGGGCUCCUCUUUUAGCAAGAUAUGUGCUAGGUGAAAUCUAUGUGAAAGCUAAAGCAGAUUUAUUCCAGUCAGAUGCCAGACAAUUUUGCCAGUUUAACUGAGACUCACUAUUACUUAAACUACAUGCUUGUUUUUUUGGUUCCUGAGUAGUAUAGAUCCCACUUGGAUCAGCAAUUCUCCAAGUGAGAGGGUGGCAAUAGAAUUAUUUAAGCAAUUAUUUGUUAUUUGAGGUUGUUUGCUUAGUAUUUACUUGUCACUGUUUUACAUGUUACUUAAUAAUUUACAGUUAUUUAAAAGUGGUAAGAUUCCAAGGCAAGUAGGGGACCUGUCACUUUGAGAAAAAUUUAUGGUAGUAAAAAUAUUUUCUUUUUGUAAAAAGUCACUGAUAUACAAUGUCCCCCCAGGGUGUAAGCCUUGGUAUUUAUCUAUUUUAAUUAAAGAGUACUCUGCCUGUGUAGUCGUGGCUAACUUAAAAGAAGUGGGUAUCUUGGUGAGAAGUUCACAAGGUUGGUAGCCAUAGCUGAGUUUGGUGGAUUGACUCAAGCUCUAGUCGGCAGUGGUAUAUGAAUGCCAAGUACUAAGAAUUUCUGGAAUGUAGAAUUGCACAGCACUGAUAAAGUUUGCUUUGUUCCCCUAUGUGACUUGACCCAUUGAGAAAACUGGUUCCCUAGGAAGUUUUAAUAGUUCAAAGUCCUUAGUUAAUAAAGAAAAAGGCCACAACAUAAUUCAGCUUGUUUUCACCUGCUGACUCAAAGAUUAACUUUUUUAACCUUAAUGGGAUAGAGUUACCCUUUGCUUUGAGAAAGUAAUUUAUGGAGUUCUUCAUAUUUGUUAGUUUCAGUAAACAUGAUGCUUUUUGUGUGGAUUUUAUUUUUGUUUCGGGUUUGAGAUCACAAACUACUAAGACUUACGCAAUUUAAGAACCUUACGGUAACUUCAUCUAAAAACAAAUCUCAGGGAAAGGCACACCCACUUUUCUGUAUCAACCUAAUCUUUCACUAGAUUCAGAAUGGUUUUGAAUUACUUCAGGAAAGUAGUGACUGAUAGAGCUUAACCUUCAGUUUUCCUCAUUUAUUUUCAUAAGAGAAUGGGAGUGGAAUUCAAAACAUUCAAAUUUGGAGUUAAUGUGCGUCACUGUUGUGAGUGAUAGGUUCUGUGUUUUUCCAGUGGGAAACUUUGAUCCACAUACUGAUAUAUGCCUGUGUUAUACCUCGUUAUCCUUUUCUGUUUUUCUCCUGAUUGUUGCUUACUCUUUCAAAAAUCAGCUGACUGUACAAGUCCUCUCUGGGAGCAGACUUUAGAGCAAAAGUGAUCUAUAAAAGCAGCAUGUAAGUCUUUUUUUUUUUUUGUCAGAGUUUAUAACUUUCCAAGUAGACCUUUUAUAUUUUCACGGUAGUCUAAGUUCACUUAACUGCAGUAUUUGAUGUUAAAUGUACGCUUUAUGCUGUUAAGAUAAUUUAGUUUCUGUGUUUGGUCACUUUUGCUUAAAGGAUUGUAAUUACAUAAUGCAUGUUGAAAUCAUAUUAAGUAACCUGGCCACUUGCCUAUUUACUUCUUGUGGCUAACAAUAAUGAAUGAAACCAUUUAUAUAUGUUGUCUUAGUAUAUCACAAAAUUUUAUAGAAACUAGAAGCUCGGUGAUGAAUAAUAGACAUCCAUGAGCCUUCUUAUUUGUUUUGAAUUUGAGACAUUUUCUAGAAGAUUGCUGUUUGAAUGAGGCUUCAAUACUUUACAGAAUCGUUGCCUGCACAUCUUGGAAACACUUGCUGGGAUUACUUCUUCAGGUUAACCCAACAGAAGGCUAAAGAAGGUAUAUUGCUGUUGACAGUGAGCGACUGUAAACAUCCUCGACUGGAAGCUGUGAAGCCACAGAUGGGCUUUCAGUCGGAUGUUUGCAGCUGCCUACUGCCUCGGACUUCAAGGGGCUACUUUAGGAGCAAUUAUCUUGUUUACUAAAACUGAAUACCUUGCUAUCUCUUUGAUACAUUUUUACAAAGCUGAAUUAAAAUGGUAUAAAUUAAAUCACUUUAAAACCAUGUCUGUACAUUUUUAGAGGGCUUCAGCGGGGCAUUGAGGAGGUGCUCUGUGUAUGCAUAGAAUUUGCAAUAUCAAAAAGAAAGUAUUCGUAAGAGAAAUGAGGAGAUGUGUUACAGUAUUUUUAUUAUUUUUUAAAAGCGUAGUAGGGAAAUAUUUCCCAGAAAAAUCUAUGAAGUGAUUUGUUUUGUCCUGCCCUUUCUGCAGUUUCAAAAUAGGUGUUUUUUAGACCCAUUCACAAAAAAAAAUCCAUUAAUGAAACCACAAUUAUUUGGGGGAAAAAAGUAAGGUGAAGGGUUAGUUAUUUUCACAUUACUUGGAUUAAACCCCUUUUAUUUCCUUAUGGGCUUAGUGUUUAAGUAAUAAAGUAGCAGCUCUCAGCUUAAUAAAGUGUCUAAAACAAACAAAUACUGAUUCAACUAACUCUAUUAUUUGAAAAACCUAUUCUUGUUUCAGAUGAUUAGAAUAGUAUUUUAGGAAUUUGUGGAUACUGUUUCCAUUUGGUUGAACUUUUAACUUAGCUUUAUGCAAUAACUCAUAUCUCUUAAAAAUAAUAAAUACAUCAAAUUCUAUCCUAAAUAUAUGAAGACAAUUUUAAGAUUCAGAAUCCUGUAGAAGAUUUCUGUGAUGGACAUAAUUUCUAAUUUUCCUUUUUUGUAAAUGCGUAUUUUUCUUAUGGCGGAUAUUUUUAAUAUUAUACACUUAAAUAGAAAUAUUUAAGUGUAUAAGAGAAAUAUUUAAGUGUAUAAUAGAAAUAUUAAGGAUACACAUAUAGAAACUAGACACUUUAAAAAGAUAUGAAAGUGAUAUCUUUUGUCCUCUAAAACACAGUAUUUUAUAAAUAUAUAGUGUUUCCAUUAAUGUAAAAGAGUUUCUUUUCCCUGUUUAAUACCCAUUGAUGAUGAUGAUAAAGAAGUGAUACUAAAACAGUAUGAUCAUACUACUAUUUAAAAUAGUAGCAUUUAUUCUAAUACCUGGGAUGGAGAGAAAUAUGUGUUAGAAAUGUCUUUAAGUUUCCCUCAUACAUAAAGCUAUCAAGUGAAAAAACUCUGUUAGUCAUGCUGGGCCAUGAGAGGUUCAUCAACUGCCACUGAAAUGCAAGGGGCUUGGAGAGGCCUCUGCCAGGCCCUGGGUCUGGAACUGAGAAUGUGGUCUAUUUUAAUUGGUAAGCUGAAAACACCUGGAGCAAAUAACUCGGCUGUUUUUCUGGGGUCACCCGACCGUAUUUCCUAGGUAAAUGACUAUAGGUUUGAAGAAAUGGUUAAACUUUUCCUAAAUCUUUGACCUUCACUUUCUUUAGGUUCUCUUCCUAUGUUAUUUUAUAUCCUCUUCCUUACCUUACUGCCCCUAAAUUUUCCAUUUUUCAUUUUUAUCUGUUCAUUUUGUUCAUGUAAAUAAUUAGUUAUGGGAACUUUUUAAUUUGUAAAAAUUACAGCAUUUUUAAUUAUUUUUAAAUCAACAAAUACAAACCUCCAUAAGCCAUUCUGUGUAGUUUUGAAAUUAAUACCUAGUAUUUCUUAUGUCUUGUGCCCCAUAUUUCCACAGUAAUAAUGUAAACUACUAUUUUAAAGUAACAUCAACAGUCCAGCCACGGUGGCUUACGCCUGUAAUCCCAGCACUUUGGGAGGCUGAGGCAGGUGGAUCACUUGAGGUCAGGAGUUUGAGAUCAACCUGAACAACAUGGUGAAACCCUGUCUCCAUUAAAAAUACAAAAAUUAGCUGGGUGUGGUGGCACGUGCCUGUAAUCCCAGCUACUCAGGUGGCUGAGAAUUGCUUGAACCUGAGAGGGAGAGGUUGUGGUGAGCCAAAAUGGUGCCACUGAACUCCAGCCUGGGCGACAGAGCGAGCCUACCAUCUCAAAAAAUAUAUAUAUCUAUAUAUAGAGAUAUAUAUAUAUAUAAAUAAAUAACAUCAACAGUGUGUUAUUCAUAAUUGAAAUAAGAUCUGGAUGCAAUUUUUUAUUUUACAAAAAAAAAACUUCUAAAGUUUACAGUAUUAUGUUUCUACCACUACGUGGACAGAGUUACCAUGCAUGUGCUUAGGUAAGAUAAACUAAUAUUUAACAUAAAUUAGAAACCCUUACUAAUUGCUUUCAUGUGUUUUUUUCUUACUAUAAUUUUUAAAAUUUCACAUAUCAGCAUAAUAAAAUAUCUAUAAACUAAAACAUAAAAUUCUUAAAAUGGACUGUAGUAAGUCAGUUACUGAAAAUAAAACACUGUCAAAAUGUGUUAGUUAAAUGUAAUGUGAGUGUUGCUAUAAAGUUAGUAAUGUUUAAAAAAUAGCGCCACACUGAGUAAUCAUCAAAAGUAUUAUACAUUUAGUUUUUAUUCAUGAUUUGCCAAAAUAAAAAUUGGCACAUGCUUGAAAGGGAGAUUUCUAAAGGAAGUUAAGAGCUUCUGAAAGUGUCAGUGGUGAAUCAUUUAAGUGAUACUUAUUUUUCCUGACCUUAAAACUCUGAUUUGAACUUGCACUCCAUUUUACAAUGAUGUUGACUAUAAAUAUUACACAUGUAUGAAGCCUUUCCUCUACUACAGAAUAACUAAAACCAGGCCGGAGGACUGUGGAGACAAGGGAAAUGCAUUUGAAGGCCGUCUGCAUGGGAAUUAGUUACCUAGACCUGAGAAACCCCUUUCUAUUUAGAUUCCUCUCAGAAUUGCUCUGUUUUCUUUUACUAAAAUUUUAGCUAAACAUUACCAUUCAAGGGGAAAACAAUCUUUCCUGAGUGGUAUCAAUUUUUGGUAGCUUAAUAACAUUAAUUCAAAAUUGCCCGUUAUUUUUCUGUAUCAGAAGAGUAACAGGAAGUUAAUUGUUUAUCUUAAUUUUGGAAGCACCUUACUGAAAUUUUAAAGGUGGUGCUUAGUGAACUGUCUUAAUAAUCUCACUAAAAUAAUACAGAAGACUUUCUUCAUGUGGUUCUAUAUCAUAAAAAGUAUUCUGUAUAGAUAUGGAAGAUAAAUUUUCUAGUGCGUACUGUAGUUGUUUUUGUGCACUGCCAAACAAAUACAUAAUGAAGCUGUUAAAUCAUUUGAGAUUGAGGGUUUUUAUGAUUAUUAUUUUUCCUCCUCAUUUUUACACACUCCUAAUGGCCAGUAAGUAAAAUGCAAAAAAGUAUCCUCUGAUUAUGUUUAUUAUUAGAAAUAAUAGUCAGUGAAUUAAAUAUUCUUUAAUAGACUUCUAUUGUAAUGCGCGGAGAAGUGUCUCGCUAAUGUACACUUCUAAAAUCUCAAUAUGAAUGUGAUGGGCAAGUUAAUGUUGCCAAGCAAGUGAUGCUAAAUCUGCCUUUCCUAAUUUGUAUACCUCAUUAUUAUAUAACCUUAAUAAUGCAGUACUUUCAGGGUAGAGGCUUUUUGAUGCAAAUUAAAACAAAGUAGGUUGGGGAUUCAUUUAGCACAAACACUAAAUGUGAACUUACUGUCCCCACAGACUUCAGUGCCCUGAAUGGUUAGAGAAAUUAAUGAAGGAGCUCCAUCGGGUGCCUUUACAACUCUUAGUAAUGUGAGAAUCUUUCCACAGCUCUCAUUUCAAAAAUGAUAACAUGAGAUUUCAGGAUGUGAAGUAACAUAUCAGCAAGUGUGUUAGAAAAUAUAAAAUAUUUUACAGUAUGAUAACAUAUCAUCAGCUUGUUAUUCUUAAUGUGUUUCCUUGUAGGGCCUGACUACUAUUUCUGAAUUUUGGAAUUUGGUAUUUUUUAGUAAACGUUUGAAAAGAUGAAAUGCUUAUACCAAUAGCCUGUCAGUGAAGGAAAAUUUAUGUAAAAGCUAAAGAAAUGCAGUUAAAUAUAUAAAUAAAUAUCUUCAUGCCAUAAAACAGUAGCAUUUGCAGUCAUAAUUCCCACAGUCAGUAACAAUAUAUUUAUUUUCAAGAUGUGUGAUGUUAAUGCAAUAAAAACAUUGUUGCCCUAUUUGAAUGCAGAUUUAUUUGCACUGAGUAUAACCCUGCAGAAAUGAGUCAGAGAAUUGGUAAAAUUUGCAAAUCCAGACAUUCAACUUUGAGUGUUCAUGUUUUGUGCAUAAUAGAUCUAAGCGCAUAUCAAAGAAGUGAUUUUGCUAAAUUUAUUACUCUUUAAUCAUGUUAGAUUAAAAUUAUCUUUAGAAUUACAAUCUUUAAACUGUGUAAUGCCCACCUAGAAAAUUUAAUUUUCAAACGUUUGUUCUUUUUUAUGUGCUUUCAAUGGUUUUCUUGGCCAUAUCAGCUAUCUAGUUGUCUUUCUGCAAUUCUCAUUCUACUCUUAUACCCCAGUGAAUCUAUGUUUGGCUUAAAAUAAAUUUAGAUGGUCAGAUACUGAGUAAGAAAUUAGGAAAUCCACGCACUGUUAAUUCAUAAAAACAAUAAUGUUCAUUGAAAUAAUUAACCUUUCUGCACUUUAGUUUCUAGUUUGAUUUUAUUGAUUUCUUAUAAUUUGACCUAAAAUCUCUGUGUAAUAAAAAAUAAAUCAUCAUGAGUUAUUAGAAAUUCUAAAAUUUUAAGACUAAUUAAAAAGUAAAAUUCAGUUUAUGAAAAUGCAAUUUACUGAGAGGUAAUUUCUCUGUUCUUUUUGUAUAGAAUAGAAUCUAUUCAGGUUGUUGGUACACAUGUAAUUCUUAUUGACUAUGUGUGAUAUGCUAAUAGCUAAUUACAACUACUUUCAUUCAGUUUACCACCUGAGACAACAGUAAGACUAGUGCUGGAGAAGUUAGGGUUAAGUUUAGAGUUAGAAAACAAGCUCUCAAGGACUUGUAAGAGCAGUCCCAUCCCCUGAAUCUCAGGAUAUGGCAGCUCACUUUGACUGAAGGAAAUUUUAAAGUCCUAGGGUGACUAACACUUUUCUAGCACUGUUGAUUUUCUAGAUUAGACAAGAAUAAGAGAAUACCAAUGAAGGCAGGAUGAUUUUUUUCUUUAUUCUGUUUUAUUUAUUUAUUUAUUUAUUUUUUUGAGACAGAGUCUCACUCUGUUGCCCAGGCUGGAGUAUAGUGGCACAAUCCCAGAUCACUGCAAGCUCCGCCUCCCAGGUUCAAGCAAUUCUCAGGAGGCCUCAGUCUCCUGAGUAGCUGGGACUACAGGCAUGCGCCACCACACCUGGCUAAUUUUUGUAUUUCUAGUAGAGACGAGGUUUCACUAUGUUGGCCAGGCUGGUCUCGAACUCCUGACUUCGUGAUCCGCCCACCUUGGCCUCCCAAAGUGCUGGCAUUACAGGUAUGAGCCACUGCGCCCGGCCGAUUUUUCUUUCUUUCUUAUGAAGAAUGAUUAAUCUGUAUCUUAGUUUAAUAUAUUACUUUAGGGCUAAUGUGUGUAAGUCCUAUACUGCCCCUCUUGCAGAGCUUAUUCUAAAGAGGUCUUUGUAAUCUGAUGUAUGCCCCACCUACUGCUGUCCCCCCACACUGACCACGGACUUUCAAUUGUUCAGACAACCUUGUUCUGUUCCUUCGUAUCUCAAAAUCUUUGCCUCAUCUCUUCCCUCUGCAUAGAUUGAGUGCUCUUAUUUUAUUCACCUCUACCCCCAAACACAUAUACCCAUACAUACACAUACACAUACAUGCACAUUAAUACUUUAGGUCUCAAUCCAAUUUUCAUUUCCUCAGGGGAAUAAUUCCCUCAUUCCCUUGUCUUCAUCCUAUGGGCUCCUUCUUUGUCCUGAGACAGAAGUCAUGAGGAGGAGCCAACCAUGUGCAAUUUUGGGGAAAAAACAUUCAUGCAGAGGCAACAGCAAGUGCAGAUGACCAGAGGUAUCAGAUCAAGUAAAAGUUAUGAAGUAUUUUGGUACAAAAUCAGCAAAACAGAGUCAGAGGUAAGCAAAGGCCAGGUAUUGUAAAGCCUUGUAGGUCAUAGUGACGUUUGAAAUUUACUAGUAGGCAUUAGACUAGUAUUUGUUAUUAUGAAAUGUUCUUUAAAUUUUGAAUUUAGUUUAGUUAAAUAAUAGUACCUCUAUCAUUGUGACUGACCCUACCAGAAUGUUAGUAACAUUUAAAAAAUAAAAAGGUCUCCAGCCUGGGCAACAGAGUGAGACCCUCUCUCAAAAUAAAUAAAUAAGCAAAUAAAAGGGUGAACAACAGCUUACUUAAUAAAUAUUGAAUGCCUGUUUGUAUAAAGAAUGGUGUUAGCUGCUGAAAGAUGCAAAGUUGAAAAAACCUUGAUCCCUGUGGUUACACGUAAGAGUGCAAAUAUGAUGGUGUGUGGACCAGAGCCCCAACAUUACCUGAAGUCAGCUACCCCUCUCUGAAAAAGUUCCACAGGAAAUAGAUGCUAAGGAGAGGAAAACAAAACAGAAUAACAUCUUAUUACUAAGUAGGACAUCUGCUCCAAGCCCACUGUAGAAUGCUAAUGAGCCACACUGGAAUUAUUUAUUUCACACUCCAGUAACCUAGAGCCCUAUAUUGGACAGUUCUUUUUAUGACAUAUGUUGAAGAAGAAAGAUUAUCUGAGAAGAUGGAAGAGAAGCAAAAGUUGGGACCUGUUCCAGAACACACCUUCCUCCUUGCUUUUGGGAGGAAGAACGUCCCCAUGGAAGUCUGUGCAAAUGGCGUAACGACCAUGCCUACAUGUCCUUGAACCUUCAGCUCAGUGCACUGGCCAAGAAAAUGUCUGUAAACCUAACCCAUCAUAGCAGGACUCCUCAGUGUGUGUAUUUGGGAUGCGGGUGGAGAGUGGAGAAGGGGUAGGAAGAGGGAGGAGGGCAAGGAAGGGUACUAAUAUGCACCUUACUCCCUCUGGAUGCCAGUACUUCAGGCAACUUUUCUUGAGGUGGGGUAGAAGAUGUAUGUGUGAAAUCAGUAGUAAUGGUGUAUGAUGUCCUAAGUAGUGCUAGUAAUAAUGAAACUCUGAAUGGCAUUUUUUGAGUGUACGCUAUCUGCCAGGAACUGUUCUAGGUGCUUUACUUGUGUUAGUCAGAAUUGAAUCCUCACAAUAGCUCUGUGAGGUAGAUGCCUUCGUAACUUUACAUGUACGGAAACUGAGGCAUAGAAAAGCCAAAUGACUUGCUCAAGGUUACUCAGUAAGUGGCAGAGAAUCUAAAGUAAAGAAUAAGGUGCUGAAGAUCACAAAAGAAAGAACACUAAGCUAGAAAAGUUGUGGAAGGCAUUUGAGCUAUACUUUCCUCAGGUUGAAAACAUGAAGAUAUACAAAGUAUGUUUGGAUAGAAAUGUUUGAGUGCAAGGAGGGUGUGUGCCAUAGAGAUUGCCUGUGCUGGCUAGAUUGCUGCCUGAUUGGCCCCGCAGCAGGUAGCAGCAAGCCUGGAAGCAAUACAGUCAGAAACUGCUGAGAGAUUGUGGAGGUUUUGAAAAUGUUGUAUAAAAAUAUCCCUGUAAGCUUAUGGCAAGCUACACUUUUAAAUAGCGUUGAAUUAUAGGUUAAAGUUAUUAUGCAGACAUGUUUUGCUUCCCUUGAAAGCUGGAAAGCAAGGGACAGCUCUCACUGCAUCUGUAAAUAGGCUGCUGUCUGUUUUUCUUUCUUUUUGUGGUUGUAAAGAAUCAUUCAUGCCAGCGUAAUGAGCUUCAGCAGCUGUUAAAUGAAAUUAUAUAUUCUGUUCAACUAGGGCCUUCUAAUGCUGCCAUUGUCUCCUGGCCAUCCUGGUGUCUUCUCUAGUACUGAGAUACUUCUAAAUCACAAUGGCCUGAGUUGUUGUUAGUCCAGGAGAUUCUGAGGUUUGGAUCAGACUGGGCCUGCAGAGUGAGAAGCUAUUUUGGCAAAGAUAGCCAUAAAGGGAUGUUAUUUUUCUGUAUCACAGCUGCCCUCGUCAGCAAGGACUAUGAGGAAUGCUAGAGGUAAACUAUUCACAAUUUUCUAAAAAGGUUUUUUAAAACAAAAUUAUUAUUUAUCAAGUUAUAUACAGCAUGAUGUUUUGUCUUCCAAGUAGAGAACUUAACCAAAUUCAUAGACAGUUAAGGCUGAGGGUGUUAAAUGAGACUUGGCACUUCUCUUCCUUCGUGAUGUUUCUUCGUUCCACACCUGUCAUUCUUGGAGCUUUGUGGUCAGCUCUUGUAGUAUAAGUUUGAAGAUUUUUAAAUCUCAAUCUAUUAUUGCUCUAAAUUCAGACCUGAACAUUGAGUCUUUUAAAACUAUUUCUCUGAGUUGAUUGUUUUCCUCUAGUGCACUCUAAAAAAUGUCAGCUCCCCAUGCACCACCAAGAAAUCACUCCGCAUUCUGGUGCCCCCAGGCCCCACUCUGGGUCUCUGGUGUGCAGGAGGCUGACCUCUCCUGGGCUAUGCUCUGUGGGUUCUGCCCCUUUCGGUGGUGGUGGGUGGGGUUAUAUCAAGGCACUUUUUGGUGGAAAGGAAGUAAUCCUGUUUGGGACUAACUGCACAAGUUUCAUUGCCUUGGAGUUAUGAAACUCUGUGCUUUUUUAUGGACAGAAUUCCCCUCUUUCCAAACACUUAAUUCUCUCUCCUCCUCCAUUGAAAGAAGGUUUAGAUUUUUCCACAAACAUUUCUGCCAUAUAUUUAUGAAAGGAAAACAAAAUAUUUGCUAGGCAUUAUUUGAAUAUGUACCAGUUAAAAAAAGAGGUCUGUGGCUUUUGGGUUACCAAACAUAACUACUAAAAGGCAAAUCCUGGUGAAGUGUUAAUUUAGCCAAUUAAAUUAUAUUUAAGAGUCUAAACAUAAGGGAACCAGAGAAUAAGCACAGGAAACAUAUUUGUAUGAGUAGAUGUGUACAGAUAUAAAUUCAGUUUUAUAUAUUUUCUAUUUCUUUACAUCCCUGAUUUCUAUAUGGACCUUCUAUAGAUGGCUAGUUUGUUAUUUAUAAAUUUGAGCUGUUUGCACAGUAGAUAUUACUUUAAUUGUGUUAUUCUAAUUAUCUAUUUAUCUAUAUAUCUAAUUAUACAUCUAUCUGCUUUUAAAACUAUAGCAAUAUAUGCAUGCUUUUAUAAUCUCUUCACUUUUAUAUCUGACUUUUGAAGAGGAAGUUAAUUUUGAUGAACAGUGAUGAGGAAAAUAUCCUUAAAGACUAAAACACUGCAAUAAAAAGAGAAAACCAUGAGAGGUUUCCAUGUCUUGGUCUCUGUUUAUAUUACUAAGGAGAUGUUAAAAAUAUCAUUUGGAGACUAUCUUAUAUUCUGUAACUAGAGCAUAACUAUCUGCUGACACAUAGGCCACUUCCGAAAUAUUGCUUAAUAACACAUUUUCAAAUACCCUGGUGCCAUCUCAGGCAAAUUAAUCUCUGAACUAACAAGAGUCUUUUCUGUGCUGCACAGAUCUUCUCAGAGAUAUGUAAUAAAUGGUAUGUAUUCAAGGACUGCUGCAGUAAUAGUAUUUAUGUAGCUUGGCUAGAAACAUUUGCUCUCUUAACAGUGGGCAUUUAAGAUGAAGACUGUCCCUGGCAUUGUGCAGCACAGUAGGAACAUUGGCCUGCUGACUAAACAAAUAUGAUUGCCAAAGUGAAUUAUUAAAUUCCAACUGGCCUCACUUGCUAGAGAAUUUCACUCCUUUUUCUCCCACACAGCUUCCUACUUUUUAUUAAAGGAACAGUUUUCAGCUCUUGCAAAUAAUUGCAGUAUUUUGCUAGUCAUUACUACAGCAGUUUCCCACUGUUUAUAUUUUAAAACUAGCACUUGGAUGAGUCCCGUUGAAGCAGAACAAAUAACUGUGUGUGCAUCUGUGUAAAUAUUUAUCGAAAUUUGCUUUAUUAAAAGUCCCAGUGAACUUUUGUUCUAACUGCUAUACCUUGUGUCACUUCUGACACAGUCACAUCAUCAAGCUACUGUUACUUUACAAAACAUGGGUGACUUCAUUUCAGUAUUUCCUUCAGAGGACUUAUUUGGGAGACUCCCUUCCAAUAGAGGAAGUGGGUUGAUGAGUGCUGGUGUUCUCAUUCCAGAUCCUUCACAUCUCUGGAAAGCUGCAUCCUUUGUAGAAAAUAGAUCUGUAUGUGUGCCAAAGUAUAACCCUGAUGUUCAUCAGGGCAGUGGGAGGAGGUCAUAUAUUCCUUGUCUGUUUGAGCAGUGAUCCUCCCAUUUGGCAGGAGUUUGAGAGGAAGUAUUUAACAAUGGGAUUUUAUAAAAUUUAAUGUAGUAAAGACUGUUUUUAUAUUUGAAUGGAUCUAAGGAAGUUUUCUUUUUCUCCCUCCGAUAAGUGGGGGGUGUUUAAGGGUAAUGGUGUCUACGAAUUUAUUGGGAGGAUUUGGCUGUUUUAUUGGACCUUGUGGAAUAAUUUGCUUUCAUUUUAUCAUUUCCAUGAAAGGUAGUCCUCAGAAGAAAAAAAUGUGGUCUCUUAACUUCAUACCAAUCUUAAAUGUUUUGCUUAAGGGGAAUUAGUGAGGAAAUAACAGUCUCAGAAAGGUUGAAAACUGUGAUUUUACUCAACAAAUAUUGCUCUUUUAAUCUCUCCAGCCAUGCCAGAAACUAUGAAGUUAUUUUCUUUCACACAUGCACUGUAAGACCUGGUAUUUUAAAAAGCUUUAAAUAUAAGUAGCUUUAUCUUGAAAAUAAAAAUUGUACAUAGUAGGGGAAAAGAUGUUCUUAUCAUCAUCCCUUGCUUCCAGCCACAUGAUGUCUCCAGUGGAGCUGCUGACGACACAAAUUUCCCUAAGUCUAGCACACCCAGAUAGUGUCAAAUGGUUUGUUAGCAGUUACUGCAGAAAGUUAGAGACAUCUGAGGAACAAAGGUAAAUCCCUUUUCUCCAAGAACUACUAGGUUUAUAGGUCUAGAAUGAAAGAAAGGUUUAGGUCUUCAUUAGCCAGUGACCCAGGCCAUCAUAACACAGAGCAAAAGUUACCUCUCUGUGUUUGAAGUGUUUGAGUGUCUGCUGGGAAACAUAAGAAGGAAAAAAUAAUACCACCAGUGUACUUUUAUUAUAUACUUUAUUGAGACUUUUUUAAUUUCUAGUCUUUAAAACAGUAACUUUAAGGAGAUUUACUUGGUAUAGGAUCAUCAUAACAUCAUAAAUUCUUUCUCUUGGUAGGAGCAUUAAGUUACUUGGUCCACAUCCUUAUCAAACAGUAGCCCCACCAAUUGGUCAUGCAGAAGAUGUUUGGAUAUUUUCUGAGUCAUAUCAUUACUGACAUCAUAUUUUACGUAUAUAAAAUUCAUCCAUUCACUUGAUAUUUUUUGAGCCCUUACCCACAUAAAUACAUGGCAAAUAACAAUGCAGUCUCUUAUUUCAAGGAGUUGAUAAGUUACAAGAAGAUAAAAAUGGAGGCAGUGAUUGCAUGAGAGAACCUGUAGUAGAGGUGCUGUUGAGAGUUUUGGAAGGGGUGGACGGAGAAGGUCUUUUGAGCUUAGUGUGAAAAUCAGUUCAAAAAGAAAAA